UCCGGAAUCUUGAGGCAUAAGUUAGCGCAGCGGCACAAAAAAACAAGAAAAAACAAUCGAUAUUAUAUUAUUUUGUACUCAACCACUAUGUGUAGUAAGCAAUCUCGGAUGCAAGAAAACGUUUCACGGGGGCUCGUCUUGGGGUCCAAAGAAACGUCCAUAGGAGUCGACGGGAGCCACUGGCCACGCUGAGUGGCUCCUUUUGUGUGCCGCUGCUAGAUCCCUAGUCGAGAAAAACGCGAAGCCUUGCCGAGGCAGGACUAGCCCAGCCGUAAGUGCCCGAACCAUUGAUUCCCGUCGGUGGUUCGCGCUCUUGACAACGAGUCCGCCGUUCGAGCGAACGAGCCACCCUUCGCCUCUUGGAGCCGUGUCGCGUCAUCGUCGCUCGACUUGCCGACGACAGGCAGCCCCCCGAUGCGUCGACGGAGCCCCGCAAGCCACGAGCGAAGCGAGCAUGCGGGUUCGGUGCCCAGCGCGCCAGAGUCCCUACUCAGCCGGCUUUCGCCGGCCACCGACGACGCAAGACCCGCCGUCCCCGUCUCUUUCUCGUGAGCGAGUCGUCGGAGCCUAGUUGCACCGCGGACGCGGCCGCGCUGACAAGAAUGAACGCGUUUGAGGCGGUCUAUCCGCCGCUGCUGCCCGCCAGCGGGGAUACCCCGUACGGGAGCGAUUCCGACGGCGAAGACGACGUGAUCGACGUGCUGUCAGCGGAUCACUGCGCGGGCGAACACAGCUAUACGAUGCCCAUGCCGCCCAGCAUGAUCCUCGAGGCGCAGGAACGUCGAGCGGCGCGUCGGCCCGCUCCGCAGCCCGAGCUGCCGUCGCUGUCACCGGAACUGUCGGCCGCGCAUCGCCUCGUUGAGUGGAUGGGUUCGCCAGUGUGUCGAAAGUACAGUGCUCCGUUCCUCGAGCCGAUGGAAGCCGAACAGAGACCGGCCUACGCCAAGGUGGUGCGUCGACCCAUGUGCCUGUCGCGGGUCAGAGCAUCCCUGGACGCCGACGAGUACGCUAGUAUCACCGAGGUGGUGAGGGACCUCAGACUCAUCCUGGAGAACUGUUACCGGUUCUUCGGGCCGUCUCACUGCUUCUCCAAGAAGGCGCAGAAGUUGGAGACGGUGCUGGAACAGAAACUGGCGCUCUUGCCGCGAGAGCUGAGGGAGAAGACAACCCUGGAGGCAACGACUCUCGACAACCGGGACGUGUGUGCCCAGCGUGCGGGGCGCCGUGCCCGCCUGUCGAACCUGCUCCCGUCGGGGGAGAGCUCGGCCCUGCUGCAGCUGGUGAAGGCGGAGAAGGCGGCCCGUGCCCGGGAGGAGCGCCUGAAGCAGCGCGAGGAGCGCAAGGUGGAGAAGGAGGUGGCGCAGCAGGCGGCCGCCGACUGGGACAACGCCACCUUCGCCGAGGGACUCGCCCAGCUCUCCUCCUUCUGGGAGGUGCCGCAGGUGUGUCAGUUCCUGCGGGUGACCCAGGAGCCCCUGCAGCUGCCCCAGGCCCCCAUGUGCGAGCUGGAGCGCAUGUUUCUCAUGCCCCAGAAGAGCAGCCUGCUCGCAGUCUUCAUGACCUGCCUCCUGGUGGCGCCCCAACACCGACCAAAGGUGCUGGUGCAACCCCCGAUGCCGUACCGGGUCUGGGCGGAGCGGCUACGCAACCGGUUGCAGGUUUGGUACCGUACCUACCAUGGCAGUCAGCGCAACGGCCUCAAGGUGUUCGAGGCACACGGAAUAGAGGAGCAGUUCUUUACCGUGCUGGGUGAUGCCGACCCUCUGGAUUCCAAGGACUACCACGACCUGACUCUUCACCACAGGGUCUGGCUCUUCAAGGCCCUUUGUGACCACAAGCUGGGCCAGCACCGGCGGGUGCAGGAGUGGAUGGCGGAGCAGGAGGCGGACUCCCUGCGCGAGACGCUGCUGGGGCAGGACCGGGAGGGGCGAACCUACCUCUACUUCCCCUGCCUGUGCGAGCAGGACCUCCGCAUCUACCGCCAGGGGCGGCUCGAGUACCAGGAGACGCCGGAGGUGGUGCCGUCCGCGACCAAGAAGUCUGCCAAGCACGGCAAGAAGAAAGGACGGACGCGACGCAGCUCUUCCAAGAAAUCGUCACGGCAGCGCAAGGCCCAAGCGACGUCAACCGCAGACGAGAAAAAAGAAGCGGAGAAGAAAGACGAGGCGUCUGGUUCUGCGGACGCCGAACCGGAGAAGGGACCAGAAACAAAAGCGGCACCGUCUCCAAGCGCCGGCGCAAGCGUCAAGGAAAUGCCGUCUUUCGAAACGGUUGUCAACAGCGUCGCCAGCCUGCGCGCCCUUAUUGCGCAGUUUGGCGAGGGCGACGUCGAGGCGGCCUCCGACGCAGUCACCACCAGGAGUCAGCACAAGGAAGAUCAGGCGGACCAGAAGAAUGAGGCGGAGUUAGUGGAGCGUCUGCGGGAGUUGCUCGCGGAGCUUGAGCCGAGUGAGAACAAGUUCCAGCAGACGGAGGCGGCGGUGCGGAUCAAGCUUCACAAGGAGUGGCACAGCGACGUGCCGGACGGACAGAACGAGGAAGACGCCGAGGAAGCACUGGAUUCCUGGACAAUGCACUACAAGGACGAAGAAGGCUUCGAGGAGUCGUCUUCGGACGAGAGCGUUGGCCUAGGAGAGGGAAAGGACAAUGAAGAAGACUACCUGGAGGAAGACGCGAUGGAAGACAGCGGCUGGCGCGUCCUCCGCAAGCGCAAGAUUGCGCUGCCGCUAACCAACGGCGUCGCGGAUGCCGAAGCGGUGCCCCAAGUGCCGCCCACGAAAGAGCCCGCUCCAGCACGAAACAGCUCUUCGAACCUCAAGCGCUUCUUGCCCGCAAACCUGGAACGGCCGCCCCCGAGGGCCAAGCUAAACCCCGAACCGAUCGCGGUGCCGAACCUCCUCAGGACGGGCUCCAAACGUCCCAUCGCGAGCUACACGGUAAUCCGCGGACCGAGUGCUCCAGUUGUGAAGUUCAGCCCGGAACCCGCCAUGUCCAAGGUCAAGGUGCGCCUCGAGGCCGCCAAGCCGGCCUUCAGGACGUACUCGCAGUCCGCCACGACCGGCGUCGCCGUGCAGAAGGUUGCAAAGCCAGUGACGAGCGAAGCUUUGACGAGCAAGUCGGCGCACGCGGCAUUGAGCCAGCAUAUGUCGGUCGUAACGACCAACGCCGACCAGAAAGCCAAUUGUCGCAAUCAGAACGUACGCACGUUGUUGGCUGCGGGCAUCGUCAAUUUCUCGGUGCCCCCGAAACCGGUGGUGCCGGGACGGAACCGUGUGGCGUCGGCAGAUUCGACGGCCAUAAUCCAGAAGCAUACUCAUCUAGCCGAGCCGGCGACGACAGCUUCGAGCCCCGGACCGCCCAUUGAACCGACGACACCGGUUUCGAGGCAGACCUUGUGCAACUGGGGGACGACCGUUUACAGCCCUAACAAACAUGUCAGGCCGGCGGUUAAGAAGCAUACUCCGUUUUCCCGGGAGGAGACCGUUUACAACUCCGUAUCGUCCGCUUCCGCACCAGCUGCAGUUGCAGUUCGGAACUGCGAACCGACGCCAGCCGUGGCUCAGAAUCGAGUUCCGCUGUUGGAGCUUGCAAGCGUCAUUCCACAAGCUGAAGGCCCCAUCCCCAUCCCCGAGCCACAACCCCCAAACCCCCGGACGUUCUUCUACGGAAAUGUGUCGGAACAACGGACCAAGCCUGCCGCGACGUUCACAAACAGCUUUCCACCGAAAUCGUCGGGGUUCCAGCAGACAUCGAGGACAACUCAGACGAGCAAGGCCGUCCUCGUGCCCGCCGUGGACGGGAGUGGUCAGGAGAUCCUCCUGCACGUCGAGUACUCGACCGUCGACGAGAUGCCGACGAACACGCAGUCGUUCACGCCCGUCACACAACCCUCCGUUCCACAGACAGUCGCUUCGAUGCAGAACCACAGGCGCGACACGCCGAAAUGGUCUCGCAACCCGCCCUGGUGGAAGCGGGGCUCCUGUGCGCCGCCCGUGAGGGCAAAAGACCCGCCUCCGCUUGCGCCCAUCGCGCACCGCAAGAUCUUCAAAUCCCGCAACAUCGUCGCCGCGACUCCGCAGUGCCGGUCCGCCGAGCAACAGGCGGAGGCCGCUUCCGCCGAGUGCGCGACUCCCUUGACGGCCGCUGACUUCAUGACUCUGUCGGGGCAGCCCAUGCUCGCGGCGUCUGGCUCCAACGGUUCUCAGCUCGUGUUCCUGAUGCCGCAGGAGACGCAGCAGAAGAUGCCAAUGAGUCAGCUCGUUUUGCAAGCCCCGCAAGAGCAGCAGCAGCAGCAGCAGCCGCAGCAGCCGGAGCCGAUGCAGACGAUGGGGCUGCCUCAAGAGCUGCUCUCUUCGGAAGUACUGGGCCAAGAGCUUCUGAAUCAGGAAAUCCUGAAUCAGGAGAUUCUGAACCAGGAAAUGUUGAAUCAGGAGAUCCUGAAUCAGGAAAUCCUGAAUCAGGAGCUGCUGAAUCAGGUCCUUCCAGGCCAUCAGCAGCAGCAGCAGCAGCAGCAGCUUCUCGCGGGGCCGGCGGCGAUGGUCACCGAGGAACAGCAGGCGGUGCAGAUCUUGUCGGGUGCGGGGACUGCGCAGCAGACGCCUCUUUUGCUCCUGACGAGCGACGGUCGUCUGCUACAGGUGGUGCAGCAGCACAGCUGACCACAGGAGCCGCCGUGUUGGCUGCAGGGCCUCAAUCCGUUCGUUCAGCAAAGCCUGCCUCAGUGGGACUGACAUCUGCUAUGUACAUAGUGUUCCGAGCCUCCAGUUUUUUGGCGCGGAGGGCGACCCAAAUAAAGCUACUCUUUGCAACCUUC
Ixodes scapularis (black-legged tick) is the source of this 4813-nucleotide messenger RNA. RefSeq lists its product as uncharacterized. NCBI's taxonomy places the organism in Eukaryota, Metazoa, Arthropoda, Arachnida, Ixodida, Ixodidae. The record is from RefSeq and is a predicted model, not a curated record. Gene Ontology annotation, molecular function: protein binding. The transcript has 12 exons. Bases 603 to 4658 code for a protein of 1351 amino acids.